AUGUACACACAGGCAUACCGUCUUGGUCUUUUUGAACCGGGUAAGGGGGAAUUGCAUGAGUUGCCGCCUAUUCCCGGUUGUGAAGAUGGUUUACCUCGCUUUUGUCACAGUACCGGAGUUGGCCGGAAUAUUGUCUUUAUUGGCGGCUGGAAUACGAAAACGUGGGAACUUUUGAAUUCGGUUUAUAUUUACGAUUCAAUCACCGGGAUGUGGCGACGUGGUGUUGAUAUGCCUGGUGGUAAGAGAUCGUCUUUUGCUUGUGUGUCCGAUUUGAAUCGUAUGGUUUACAUCGCUGGUGGACACGACCAAGAAAAGAGCACCUUGAGAUCUGCUCUAGCUUAUGAUGUUUUGGGUGAUGUAUGGUUAUCCCUUCCUGACAUGGCAAGACAGAGAGAUGAAUGUGGGUAUGAAACUGAAAUGCAAGGAGAUUUUGACAAAUCAGUAGAAGUUUUUGAUGUCAACACGUGGAAUUGGGAUUGGGAUGAAAAGAAUAUAUUAGAGACCGAUGUGUGCCACAAAACGUGUGUAUUCGAUCAUCAUGGAAAUCUCUACAAAUGUGAUUCGGCGCACUUGGCUUGUUUUCAUGGUUCUACGUGGCAGCGAUUGAUCAGGCUUCCUACGGAUGUACAUUUGGGAACCUUUAUUGCAACGUGGAAGGAUAAGGUGUUUGUGAUUGGUGCAAAAAUCUUUGGCGGGCUACCAAAUUGUUAUGCGGUAGAGUUUGAGAAACAAAAUGGAACAAUUUCAUUGACAAAGUUGGAAAUGCCUGAAAAAUUUAUUGGCCCUGUACAAUUUGGUUGCGACAGAGAAUUGUGA
Papaver somniferum (opium poppy) is the source of this 816-nucleotide messenger RNA. Its product is annotated as F-box/kelch-repeat protein At1g15670-like. Gene Ontology annotation, molecular function: protein binding. The transcript is spliced from 2 exons. The coding region runs from base 1 to 816 and encodes 271 amino acids. Gene Ontology annotation, biological process: regulation of phenylpropanoid metabolic process; negative regulation of cytokinin-activated signaling pathway. The record is from RefSeq and is a predicted model, not a curated record. Lineage: Eukaryota; Viridiplantae; Streptophyta; Magnoliopsida; Ranunculales; Papaveraceae.